Molecule: messenger RNA, 306 nt
Organism: Symbiodinium sp. CCMP2592
Lineage: Eukaryota; Dinophyceae; Suessiales; Symbiodiniaceae
Source: the annotation of a GenBank genome assembly
AUGCAGGCAACGACUGCUGAGGCCGUCAGCAUGCUGACGAAGCUUUCAUUCCAGCGCUUUCGCUUGGGCGACAGCGGCAGUCCGUUUGCCGAGAUUCCUACCAGGCACUUCGGUCGCCAGCUCUUUGCACGGCAACAUCUUGAGUUGCCGGAUGUCUGCACGAUGGCACGCCCGCUCAGGAGACUGUCAUGGGCAAGUGUUCCACCGCGCCCAUGCACCCCAUGUGCAUGCAGAGUAUGCACUCCUGAAAGCCUACCGGGUCUAGUCGGAAACUUGAGGCUUGACUCUGAGCCGAUUGGAUUCUAG